UUCGAAUCAAACAGUCAGCAGCAUAACGUCAGAAUAUGUCAAGUUGAUAUUGAACAAUGGGGAAGAUUUGCUCGAAAAAGUCGAAUGAAAUACCAACUUUACAACGUCUUCGUUACGAUAUGUCUUCCUUAAAUUUACCAAAUUCCACUUUCAUAUGGUUUUUAGGAUUGCCUGGUUCUGGAAGAAAAACUCACGCCCAUUUACUCUGUGAAAAAUUAGGUCUUAUUGAAAUCAAUGUUGUAGAAAUACUUAGAAAUGAAAGUAAGAAAGAUACAGAUAGAGGAAAGAAACUCAGUCAGUUGUUCAAAGGUCAAAUUAAGAAGGUUGCAGAUGAACUGGUUGUAGACCUUAUAAAAGAAGGCCUUUUGUUGAGUUCAGUUGGUAGGACCGACAGAAAUUUCGUGAUAAAUAAUUUCCCGAGAAGUAAGAAACAGGCGAAGCUUUUCAUACAAGAAAUCAAAGAUGUAGAUGUUAUUAUUUACCUCUUUGCUGAUAUGGUCACUCUCAUUAAUAGAAUACAAGAGCAGAAUAUAGAGAAGCCUUUGGACGUGGAUAUUUUGAAGAAGAAAAUCGUGCUUUACGCGAAAGAAGUUAGAGAAGCUCUGUCAGGAAUGAAAACAAAAAUUGAGAAGGAAUGUGUUACAUUUGCGAGAGAAAGAAACGGGUUGGCAUUCAAUUUUAGCCCUUCCGAGGAUUCAAAAACCAUUAAAUCAAAGAUUAGAUCCAUCGCAAAUUGUCAAAUAUUGGGAUGUCCAGAAUUGGGUAACAGUACCACGUUGAUACCUGAUGAGAAUUUCGACUAUUACAGCGCUUUUGGAAACAUGAAUACUACAUCAAAUGCUACAUGUAUAAGUUCAACUGGAGUUUUCACAAUCAUCAAGGAUAAAGGAAAUUAUACAGAUUCCAUAACCAAGUGUCAAAACCUAGGCGCAGAUUUAGCAGAUGUUUUAACUGAAACUAGAACCAAGCAGCUGGCGAGUUUGGUGAACAGUACAGUUGGUUCUUGGUAUAAGGCUAGUUACGUAGGUUUGGAUGACUUGCAGAGUAAAGGGCUUUUCGAAUCAUCUAACGGAAAUCAUAUAUAUUGCACUAAAUACAGAGCUUGGGGUCCUGGCCAUCCCAGGAUCAAAAAGGAAAAUUAUAACUGUGUUACUUUACAUUCCGAUAGAACCUGGGAAGUAGUUCCUUGCAACGUGGAGCUCACAGCUAUUUGUGAGUUCAUACCAGAAUCUCCAUCCGUAGAUGAGUUCGAUGAGAGAUAUUCGUGUGAUAAAAUAUCGAAUAGAAGAAAAAAGAGAAGAUGUUUAGCCAAUAAGAAAUCAUUGAGGGAGCUGAUUGAACGAUCGAGUCGUGAGGAUAAAUGUGCACUCCUUAACUAUGAUAAAGAUCUAAGUCAAAUUUGAGAGCAAGAAAUAAUCACAUCUUGCUUUCGAAAGUAAUAAUACAUCCCAAAUCAUGUGAGGACAUGAAAAAAAAAUGGCGAAACAUUAAAGACACAUAUGCGAAAUACUUAAGAAGUACAAACACCAAAACAGGAAAAGUUGCCAAGAAAAACUACAAACACUGGCAGUGGGCCCCA
Messenger RNA from Harmonia axyridis, 1579 nucleotides. RefSeq lists its product as uncharacterized. Gene Ontology annotation, biological process: nucleobase-containing compound metabolic process. The transcript has 8 exons. NCBI's taxonomy places the organism in Eukaryota, Metazoa, Arthropoda, Insecta, Coleoptera, Coccinellidae. Gene Ontology annotation, cellular component: cytoplasm; mitochondrion. Gene Ontology annotation, molecular function: AMP kinase activity; ATP binding. The coding region runs from base 57 to 1403 and encodes 448 amino acids. The record is from RefSeq and is a predicted model, not a curated record.